CCUAUGAAAUAGGGGUCCCAGCCCCACCCUGACCUCCUGGUUUGCUCCGUGAUGGGGUUUUACCUCUCAGGGGUUGAAAUGAAACGGUUCGUGAAUGGGCAGGAACAGACGGCCGGGGCGGUGUCCACGGAGCUGCUCCACAACAGAGACUGGACCUUCCAGAUCCUGGUGAUACUGGCGAUGACCCCCCGGCGCUGGGACGUCUACACCUGCCAGAUGGAGCACAUCAGCCUGUGGGGCCCCCUCACCGUGCACUGGGCCUCCCCUCCUCUCCCACCAGCGUCUGUCACCCUCCGGGUGAUCUACAUCGCCGUCUUCCACAACGCCAGCUCCACGGACACACAGGGCAUGGCCCUGCUGGGCGACCUGGAGACCCACUCCAUGGACUGCGGCACCUGCGAGAUCCGCUUCCUGCAGCCCUGGGCCCAGCAGGGCCUGACCCCGAAGCAGUGGCAGGACCUGGAGCUGCUGAUCCAUCGCUACCUGUUCAACUUCAACCUUAAAGUGAACACAAUAGCCCAGCAGCAGGGAAAGGGCUACCCCUUUGUUACCCAGGGCUCCCUCGGCUGCGAGCUGCACCCCAAUGGCACCUCGAGGGGAUUCUAUGAUACUGCAGGGAACGGCGAGGACUUCAUCAGCUUCAACGCGGACACAGGCAAAUGGGUCGCUCGGCAGGGGGACAAGCUGGCGCUCUACGCCCGGGACCUUCUCAACCGGGAUAAGGGCACAGCCAGCAAGAUUCAGUUUCUCCUAAGAAUGUGUGUCAGUGAGCUCAAGAGCUUUGUCCAGCAUGGGAAAGAGUCUCUGGAGAGGCAAGAGCGGCCGGUCGCCGUGGUGUUUGCCCGAUCGCCUCCCCCAGCCGGGACCCCCGCGCCGGUACUGCUGGUUUGCCGGGUCACCGGUUUCUACCCCCGGCCCGUCCGCGUGGCCUGGCUGCAGGACGGGGAGGAGGUGGGGCCGGGCGGGCGGCUGAACUCCAGCGGGAUCCUGCCCAACGCGGACCUGACCUACCAGCUGCGCAGCUCCCUGGCCGUGGGGCCGGGCGCCGGGCACAGCUACGCCUGCCGGGUGCAGCACAGCAGCCUGGGGGGCCGGAGCCUGCUGAUCCCCUGGGAGCAGAGCAGACCCUGGGGCCCCGGCCUGGUUGUGGGCAUCACCCUGGGGGUUGUGGCCGUAGCUGCCGUGGCCGUGGUGCUGUGGCGGAGCAGAUGCAGGGGCUACCAGGACGUUAGACCAGGGGAGUCCAGUCCCUGA
This is a messenger RNA of Emys orbicularis (European pond turtle), 1254 nucleotides long. Its product is annotated as antigen-presenting glycoprotein CD1d-like. The record is from RefSeq and is a predicted model, not a curated record. The transcript has 6 exons. Lineage: Eukaryota; Metazoa; Chordata; Testudines; Emydidae. Gene Ontology annotation, cellular component: external side of plasma membrane. Gene Ontology annotation, biological process: immune response.